CCUCCUUCAGUCUUGACCACCUCUCCGCUCGGGCACACUCCGUUACAUUCUGCUAUACCAAGAAACCACACCAACCAGACGAAACUCCAAGAAGUACCCCAAGACAUGUGAUGACACCAUGCAUUCUAGGUGAGGAUCCAUCCUCCAUUGAGGCUCAUGUUAAAGUCUUGCAUAGCCAGUACCAAAAGAUGCAACCUGACACUGCCAUAGUACGAGACCGUAUGCAGCAAACCGUUGCAUGGCGCCAAAAGGAGAUUGCAGAUGGAGUGACCGUUGAAGACACUGUGAAGAAGUACCCUUUCUUAAGAACGCCGACAGGGUUGGGUGAUGAGUUGGAGCGUAUCCAUCCAGCAAUAGGAAACGUGUGGCAGCGAAGAUUUCAACUUGAUCGUACCGAAGAAAUGGAUUUAAGAGCAGCCCUUAUGUUUUUGCCCUUCAUCUUCAGAGAGAAUAUUGACUGCUUUAUUACAGUUGGAGAGUGUGAUCCUGGCACCCCAUAUCCAACUAUUCAGCUGACUGAUAAAGACUGGAAAAUGGCCUUCACCAGGAGAGCUCCAAACAUUGUCAAUGUAGAUGGCGUUGAGGUGUGUCGUGGCCUUGGAAUUGACAAAGGGGUUAUUGUCGCCUUCUGCACAUACUUUGUCUUUAAUCUUCAGUAUUCAAAACAUCUGAAGAAUACGCUGAUGUUCCUCCAAAGGUACAUUUUAAAAAUAGUUGUGGAUGGUGACCAGCCCCUGCCAUUAACAGUCAUGAGACAGAUAAAUCUUCUUUAUUAAUUCCACCAUGCCACGUCCCUACCAGUGUUCCAAAUGCUCGAGGAGAGCAUUUACUUUGAUGAAACUAAUUCAGCAUGUUGGACUAAUUCAUUCACACAAACCCAAUUUCAUUAUUACAUGUGGACUUGUGGACUGCCAGUCAACCUUUACUAAAUACGACUCAUUUAGACGUCAUGUAUAUCGUAAACACAGAGAAAGUGUUUUAUGUCAUGACAACAAGGGUGAAGAAAAUUUAACUGAUGCUGAGUUAGCUUUUGAGAAAUUUA
Messenger RNA from Megalops cyprinoides (Indo-Pacific tarpon), 1042 nucleotides. RefSeq lists its product as uncharacterized. Lineage: Eukaryota; Metazoa; Chordata; Actinopteri; Elopiformes; Megalopidae. Bases 111 to 776 code for a protein of 221 amino acids. The record is from RefSeq and is a predicted model, not a curated record. The transcript has 6 exons.